Molecule: messenger RNA, 740 nt
Organism: Asparagus officinalis (garden asparagus)
Lineage: Eukaryota; Viridiplantae; Streptophyta; Magnoliopsida; Asparagales; Asparagaceae
Exons: 2
Coding region: 122-589 (155 amino acids)
Source: RefSeq, a predicted model, not a curated record
UCUUAAAAAACUCUGAAUAGCUCGCAAGCAGAGAACCAUAGAUUCAGCUGAAAUAAAGGGCCACAGAAAUGUCGAGACAUUAUCCGUAUUUUUAGUUUGAACCAGAGAGCAACAAAGCUCCAUGGAAGCAAUCCUUUACUCAUCUCGUUUGCUUUCAAUUCCACCGUCAUCCCUCUCAUCUCUAGCCAAACAACCAACUCAACAAAGAAGAACAAGUUCCCUCUUCAUCACGAAACAAAAGAAACCGCUCGCUUCCAAUUAUCGACUUCGAAUCAGAGCACUGAACACUGCAGUCACCAUUGCUGUGAACUCCUCAGCGCAUGGUGGCGACAUCUCGGUCUUAAUUCCUGUUAGUGCGGUGCUUUUGUUUAUGUACUGGAUAGCCAAUUUUGUCGUGCCUGAUAUCGUCCAGAAAGACCUCCAGGAAAAGGAUUCAGGGGCAGGAGAGGAACCAGGACAGCAAAUAAAUACGUUUGACAGCAGAAACGAUGAGGAAAAUUCCACGAGCGAACCAAGACAGAAGCUAAAGAAAGCAGACCUUAAGAAGAUGUUGAGACCGAGACGGAAGAUACCGGAGGCAGAAAGAUGAUGAUGACUCUAAAAUCAGAAAUAGAUGUAGAUGAAUUUUACACUGUAGUUUUCCCUUCAGUAGUGCUAUUUGGUAAAUGAUUGCUUUGUCCAAUAAAAGCCUAUGCAAGUUCGCCGUGGAACAAAAGUCCCGCACGGUUCUUCAGCACAAA